Molecule: messenger RNA, 1540 nt
Organism: Stegastes partitus (bicolor damselfish)
Lineage: Eukaryota; Metazoa; Chordata; Actinopteri; Pomacentridae
Gene: rlig1
Product: RNA 5'-phosphate and 3'-OH ligase 1
Exons: 7
Coding region: 138-1112 (324 amino acids)
Biological process (GO): response to reactive oxygen species
Molecular function (GO): RNA ligase (ATP) activity
Source: RefSeq, a predicted model, not a curated record
AGGAAGAAAAAGAGGAAGAGGCAUCCCGUCAUGCACGCAUCCAUCCAUGACUGAACCAAAGCUCCAGUAACAUCUUUGCCUGCUCACCCAGAUCUCCAACCUUUCCGCGAAAACUUAUCUGUCGGAGGAGCGACACGAUGCGGCGGCUGGGCUCCGUUCAGCACAAGAUACCGUGUGUGUUUGUGACCGACGUGAGGGAAGAACAGUCCAGAAAACGGGACUGUCAGCAAUUUCAGGUUGUUGCCACUGAAAAUGUGAAUCCUGUCGCUCUGGAUGCUAACAUAGAUUGUGCACUUGCCACAGAAAAGCUGGAUGGUACCUGCUGUUAUGUGACAGUUUAUAAAGGGCAGCCUUACCUCUGGGCUCGCCUCGACAGGAAACCCACCAAGCAGGCGGAGAAGAGGUUUAAAAAGUACCAACAUUCCCACAAGAGCUGUAAAGGUUUCACGUGGAAUGUAGAGGAAGAUUUCAAAACCGUGCCGGAGACGUGGAUCCCAGCUCACAGAGUCAAACACUACAACGGCCAUCCGGUGCCUGAUGACCACGGACAUAUUCCAGGGUGGGUUCCAGUGGAGAAGGACAACAAGCAGUACUGCUGGCACUCCUCUGUGGUGGACUACGGUGUCGGGGCAGCUCUUGUUCUCAGGCCCAGCUCUGACGAUGAAGACGGGUUAGAAGUCGCUGCUGUCCCAUUGGCUGACCUCCAGGAACAAACACUGGAGCUCAUUGGAACCAACGUCAAUGGAAACCCUUAUGGCAUGGGGAGUAAGAAGCAGCCCGUCCACUGCCUGGUGUCACACGGGAGCAUUCGAAUCAGAAACCCCCCACCCGUGGACUUUCAUCAGCUGUGCUCCUGGUUCCAAGAGAGUCCAGAGGGCCGAGUCGAGGGCAUCGUCUGGCACUGCAACGAUGGCACCCUCAUUAAGGUUCAUCGUCACCACCUGGGACUCAGGUGGCCGGAUGGGGACACCUGCUUUGGUACUAGGCCGGUGCUCAUUCGAGUUGAUGGGCUAGUCGAUGCUUACAACAACAGCAAGGACUUGUUCACAUCCUUUUUGUCACUAAACGGACAUUGCUUCAGCCGGCUUCAGGACGUCCACUUGGAACCGUAAACGCAGGCGUUCCACUUCCUGAAGCUUUAACCCUGUAAGGAUCUGUCACUGUGCCGACAGAUACUUUCACCAGUAAUUCCAGACAAGUGAUUCAACAUUCGCCGUUUGUAGCAUUUAAUUUAUUCCAUGGAAAUCAAUGAUGCAGAAUGACUGCUUUUUAAAAACACAAAUAGCUGAAAGUCUUAACCAGAGCGGUUUACGAGGUGUGAAAACACAUCGUUUGGCAGCACAGAGGAACAGUGGAGUGUAUUAGAGCCUGAAGAUACUUUGCCACUUGUUUUGCAGAAUUGUGUACAGCUUUAAUGUAAAACUGACCAAGUGGACGUGUUUAGCACCUUAAGUUGUUAAAAACGUUCAAUUUCUAUACUGUAAAUACUGAAUGUAAACUGUUUCAUUGCUGAGUGAAGAAUAAAUGAUGAGGAUGUAAA